GUCAGAGCGAGCGAGUGUGUGUUUGAUAUAUUUUGUAUAAGUAAAUUGUAGAGCUUGAAUGGCAGCCGGCGGCAUGAUAUUCUUGCAGCUGUGGUGGACACUCAUGGUGUUGAGCUCAGGUGGCUCCAGUCACUCCACGGAGUCCGAGUCGGAGUCGCGGCUGCAUGGCUUCUAUAAUGCGCUGGACGAGGCGCGCCAGCAGCUGCAUGAGAUACAUUCAAGCUUUGAUACGCUGCAGGACGAUGAGCUACAUCGCUAUAGACGCAACAACAUAGACGAGAUGCUGGCCAGCUUUGCGCAGGGGGCAGACGAGCCAGAGGAUCAGGCGCUGCAGCAGGCGGCGGACGAUUGGUUUCGUGAUCUUCAAGCGGGCGCAGUCAAGGCGGCAGCUCCCAGUCUAAAGCAGCCGCGUGGCAUUAAGCAAAACAAAGCCAAGGACUUUCUAAGCGAUUACGAUCGCACCAUGGAGAGCACUGAAAUCGGCAAGGUAAAGAAGAAAUACAAAACAUUAAGUCGUGAUGAAAUGACUUGGAAUCGCGAUAAGCAGCCGAUUGAUCUUGAUCUUAUCAACGAUCCCUUGCAGCUGGACAUCAAGCUGAAGCAUGUGCAGCAGCAGCUGCGUAAGCAGGAGCACGAUCAGGAGCAGGAGGUGGAACGCGCUCGCCACAAGCAAACCGAGAAGCUGUCGGAGCAAAGCUCAAGUCUGCCCAACUUUGGCGAUGGCAACGUGCCCGAUGGCGUCUAUGAGCAGACGCUGCAGCGCCUCAAGUUUCCACACAUGAGAGCGAAUAAUUUGUCGCAUGAGGCCAAUUAUAAGCUGUCCAAGAUUGAGCAGGAGGCGUCGGAGCACAUAGCGUUGAAGCUGCCACGUUAUCCUGCCAGCUUGCAGAAGCGCAGCUACGCCAGCUCCGGCUUCAAUCCCAUGAACGAAAUCAAGCUGAAGACCAGCAGCAGACUAAUGCGCAAGGGCUUGGGUCCGUCGUUGCCGAGCAACUUGCUCACAGAUACGCAGCGUGCGCAGUAUGUGGAUGAAAUGAUAAAGCAACGCGAGCUUAGCGAGCAUGUGAACAAGCGACAAAAGCAGCAGAUAAAGAAGCAACGACUGCAGUCUGGCGAGGAUGAGGAAAGCUCUUUUGCCAGCCGCUAUGAGCCUAGAGGCAGCGCUGCCGCAGAGGAGACGCCAUUCAGUCUGCCACAAAGCUACGACUACCAUCUGCCGCAGUACGAGUCCUUCCAUGCGCUCAGCCAGCGCACCUUGCCACAAAUGCGCGACUAUGGCCAUGUGAGCUCCAAAAUGGAGUCGGAGCGCCAUAAGCGACAGCCAGAGGCAAUCAAUGAAGCAAAGCCUGCAGUCGCAGCUAGUGCAGUGGAUAAGGCUAUAGUUGCAGUCAAGUCUACGGAGUCAGUGCUGCAGCCCAAAUCCAAGCUGGAAGAUAAUGCUGCAAUAAAUGCCAAGCUGGAGGACAACAAGGAUGCUGUUGUCAAGCUUAUGAGCAACGACUAUGCGCUGGACGAAAGCGCUGAGCGUGACAAGCGUCAUGUCAAGCGCUGGAACUGGCAUAGCUUUGAUCGCGCCAAGGAUGCCAAACGCGAUAGCGCGCCCAAGUCUCGACGCCGCAAGCGUUCCAUAGACGUAGCGGCAGCAACAGCAGCAGCAACACAUGAGCUCAGCAAGCGGCAGCUGGAUGAAUUUGAGGAUCACAAUGGCAAUCGUGCGCGCUUUGGUCGCUUAGGCACUUUGGAUGGCGAUGCUGCUGCCGAGGAGUUGAACGAGGAGGAGGAGCUGGGCAUUGUGGAUGCCAAUACGUAUGCCAAUUCGCGUGCGCAGGUGCCCAUGCUGGGUCAGCCCAAUAAUAAUUUGGUUUAUCCGCAGUCACUGCCACAGCAGCAUCAGCAGUUUCCGUUGCAGCAGCAACAGUUGCCGCAAAUAUUGCAGCAGCCACAGCCAUUGCAAAAGCCGCUGCAAAUGCAGCCACAACAGCAAUUGCCGCAAAUGCAGCAGCAGCAGCAGCAACCAGCUCCACAGCAGCAGCAGCCAGCAGCACCACAGCAGCAGCCAGCAGCACAGCAACAACAACCACAGCCACAACCGCAACAACAACAGCAGCAGCCAGCAGCAACACAGCAACCAGCAGUGCAACACCAACCAUCGCAGUUCAAGGCAAGCUUUAAUCUAACGCACUUUUUCAAUGAGCUGGCUAAGCUGCAAAAGCCGCCAGCAACACAGCAACAGCCACAACAACAGCAACAGCAGCAGCAGCAGCAACAACAGCCACAGCAACAAUAUCAACCUGUUGCUGCUACACAGCAGCAGCAGCAGCAGCCCAUACAACAGCAACAGUUGCCUUAUAACAGUAACAUGCGACAGCAGCAGCAACUGCCACAGGCGCCGCCAAGAGCUGCUGCCCCACAGCAAUCGAAGCCUUACUAUGGUGUGCAUCGUUACUUUGGACCAUUCUUCAACAAAGGCAGCAAGACCAAUCUCUACAACGAUCCCUGCCUUACCACAACAUCAACUGCAGCGCCCAGUGUGGAUAUGGCCAACACUAUGAACCCAGAUUGCGUGCCCAUUACAUCGCCACCGCCAGCAGCAUCCUCAGAUGCCAGUGGUGCUGCUAUAAACAGCACAACAGCCGCUCCGGGCGUAGCCAGCACAGAAGCAGCCAGUGGCAACGGCAAUGCAACUGUCACAACGCCUAGUCCUAGUCCAACUGGCGAGAAUGUGUGCAACAGCGCGGAUGCAGUCAAACUGAAUGUAUCCAUCAAUGCCAACGUCUGUGGCGAUCCCAAGACGAAGCAGUUCUAUGGCAAUGGCUCGAUCAGUCUGCAGCCCAGCAAUCGGAAACUGAAUGUGGACUACGCCUAUGAUGAGCAGGAUGCUUUGGUUGAUGACAUAGACUUUGAGCUGGAUGGUGAGGAGCGUUUUGUGCGUCAGACUCGACGUAAUAGCACGACCAAGGAGUCCACCAAGCAAAAGAAGAAGGGCAAGGAUAAGAAAAAGAAGCCGGAACCUAAAGCAAAAGCCCAAGCCAAAGAGGACAUGUCUCCCAAGAUGAAAUGCGGUAGUGGCGUCAAUGAAAACGAAGACGCCUGCAAGGGCAACAUUGAGCAUUUGAUGACUGGGCGCGUCUCCACUGAGAUAGUGCAAGCUGUCUUCGAUACUCUCAGCCAUGAUCCGAGCAUGGAAGCGCUGCUUAGCGUUCUGGAGCACAACCGCCGCUGCGCCACAGAGCCUUCUAAGUAUUUUUAUCAGAUACGCAACGAUCUCAACGAGCGCCAGCUCCAGAGCACCGAGGAAAUGCUGCGCCAGACUAUGCAGACCAUCAGCAGCAUGAUCGACAGGCAGAUGCGCCAGCGCGCCUGCAUACCGCUGCGUCCCGAUCUGCAGAGCUUCUACGAUCUCAUACUCAAGUCCAUAGACGAGCAGCGCAAGUCGCGCGAGAAGCGCGAGAGCAGCCUGCGCAUGCUGGCCGAUGACUACAGCGAACAGCUGCGGGACUUGGACGCGGGCAACAUUGAGCAAAAGUCGCGCAUUGUCAAGAAGCUGCUGCGUCACUACGAGGACUUGCCCUUGGCGGAUCAGCGCAGCGUUGCCGGCAUACGCGAUGAGCUGCUCAUGGAUCUAAUUUAUCUGCGUAAAAUGGCGGACACGCUGCAGCGCAGUCAACGCAACGCCCAGCUCCAGGGCGUUCUCAAAAAGAGCAGCCAUGCCGAUAGGCCGGCGUACGAGGAGUACUCGCCGCGUUUCAUCAAGUUGCUCAAGACCGCAGAGAUGUUCAAGCAGGUGGGUGAGCAGCAGGCCAAGGAGGUAAUCUCCUAAGCUAAGCAAGGCAACAGUGAAUUUAUUAUUAAAUUUUAUGAAUUUUUUUUGUUAAGUCAUGGAUGUUUAUUGUUAAU
Molecule: messenger RNA, 3897 nt
Organism: Drosophila busckii
Lineage: Eukaryota; Metazoa; Arthropoda; Insecta; Diptera; Drosophilidae
Product: trichohyalin
Exons: 2
Coding region: 59-3820 (1253 amino acids)
Source: RefSeq, a predicted model, not a curated record